AUGGAUAACCAAAAUUUACCUGAACAAGAGGAAUGUGCUAGUAAUUCUAGCAAAUACUCUUUACAAGAAUAUAGUGGUGGUUCUCAUAAAAAAAAGCAUAGAAAGCACAAAUCUUGUUAUAAUAAAUCACAUUCCAAUUCACCCCAACAAGAAUAUACUAGUAGUCCUAGUAAUUAUUCCUCCCAAGAAGAGUAUAAUAAUAGUUUCUGUAAAGGAAAAUGGCGUGGGUCUUUAUCUUUACAAAAAAGUGAUAACAAGUAUCAUGAUCUAAAUAAAAUUAAAAAUGAGCUCAAAAAACUAAGUGUUGAGCAAGAAAAUGAGCUCUCACCACAAGUAUUAGAUCAUGACUUUGAAAAUAAUGGUGCCCCAUCUCGAGAAUCUGUGGAAAUUAUUGUCACAGAAGAAACAGCAAUCUCUGAUAACAAUAAAUAUAUAGCAGUUGAAAUUACAAAUGAAACCCAAGAGCAAACAGUAACACAAAAUACAUUGAAUUCAAGAGAAGUUAAUGAUGAGCUCUUUAGUGUUUAA
This is a messenger RNA of Racocetra fulgida, 528 nucleotides long. The record is from the annotation of a GenBank genome assembly. Lineage: Eukaryota; Fungi; Glomeromycota; Glomeromycetes; Diversisporales; Gigasporaceae.